GUUGCAACGAGCAGGAGCUAAGACAGGGGAUACGAAAGAGAGACACAGGAGUGGAGGAAGUGUAUCAAUUAAAGCAGCAGCAGCAGAGGCAGUCUAUAUGUCGAGAACAACGAUACCAGAGGAAGCAGAGGAACCACAGGCAGCAGAAGAAGCAGCAUUCUUCAGGCUGAGAAAGCAACGCUGCGAGGCUCCAGCUCGGAGCUCCCACAGCCGUGGGCCUGGGCUAUGCGUUUGCGCGUUCGGGACACCGGUGAUAUACACGUGGUCACAGGAAAGUAUAUGUCACGUGAAUCCCUUGGAUGCCGGGCGCUAUCAGUCGUGUUGCAAGAGCGUGGUGCACCAAGGGCCUGAGCGCGUCAGCGGAUGCGGAUGCGUGGUUCCGCUGCGGAUUCACAGCGGACACGCGACCGCACGCAAGAUCCUUGCCGUGGCUAGGUCCAAAUCCGGAAUGCUGGAUCCAUGGUUGUUCCGCUGGACAUCCGCAGUGGAAUGUGGAAAAAUGGCAUGUGAAAAACGGACAGCCAACAAAAUUUUUUAGUAAGAGUCGAUCAACGGUAUGAUAUAAUAGGUAGCAUUGUAUAGCACAGAUCAAUAUCAAAUAAAACAAGAUUCAUUUCACAAGUGCUAAGAUCUUUAAAU
Molecule: messenger RNA, 639 nt
Organism: Ascoidea rubescens DSM 1968
Lineage: Eukaryota; Fungi; Ascomycota; Saccharomycetes; Ascoideales; Ascoideaceae
Exons: 1
Coding region: 98-538 (146 amino acids)
Source: RefSeq, a predicted model, not a curated record